Molecule: messenger RNA, 1416 nt
Organism: Phytophthora sojae
Lineage: Eukaryota; Oomycota; Peronosporomycetes; Peronosporales; Peronosporaceae
Exons: 3
Coding region: 1-1416 (471 amino acids)
Molecular function (GO): protein dimerization activity; DNA binding
Source: RefSeq, a predicted model, not a curated record
AUGGUCCUCACGAGCAGCCAAAUCUGCUCCAUGCUUUUCACUGAUGUCGGCAACGGCUUCUACAAGUGUACAUCCUGCGACAAGCAGUACAAGAAGGGCAAUGGCUACACGAACCUGCUGAGCCACCUGCGGCGCAACCACGACAACUACGAGCAAGAGGCCCAGGAGGCGUCACGCCGCCAGAACCCGCUGCGCCUACAUCUCGUCAGCACACGGACCAGGGACCUAUACCACUGGCUCGAGUGGGUCGUCUGCGACCGCCUCCCGUUUGCGUUCGUAGAGCGGCGGCUCACGCGCCUCAACGCCUCCAUCUCUCUCGUGUCGGAGGACACCCUCUCCAAGUACAUCGUGCUGAUUUUCAAGCUGCUAGAGCUGCGCGUCGCUCGCGAGCGCCCUGCAUCGUUCGGCCUCGUUCUAGACGGGUGGACCAGUGGUGGUCGUCACUACAUCGCGAUAUUCGCGGUAUUCGGCAGCGACAGUACCGGUAUUACCGGUGGCGGCGCUGACAACGAGUACUAUGACGAUCUCGAGUGCUCAUCGCGCCGCUUCGUGCUGUUAACAUUCGCUCCAGUAGAGGUCGAGGAAGACAUGGGUGCGCAGAGUCAGUACGACCUGAUCGCUGACACGUUGUCUCGCUAUAACAAGCCCUGGAUCGCGGUGAAGUUCAUGGUGGGAGACAACUGCUCUGUGAACCAAUGCAUCGGCCGGAAUGAAGGGGCUAUCCCCUUCAUUGGAUGUGCUAGCCACAGAUUCAAUUUGGCGGUGAAGGACUUCCUCAAGACAGAGGACGAGCUCAUUGCGAAGGUGCACGCGCUGAUGACCAAGCUCCGGACGAUCAAGGGCCGCGCUCUGCUUCGCCGCGUCUCCCAUCUGUCGCCUCUGUUGAGGAACGACACCAGGUGGUCGAGCACUACAGCCGCUUUUGCUGCGGCGCGCCGAGCCAAGGCGUUGGAGAAGGACCUGGAGAAGUUCGAGGUCGUGAAGGAGUCCCCUGCACUCAAGUCACGACUGGCCGCAACGGCUCCGAUCGUCAACAACCCGCAUUUAGAACUGGGCCUCGUCAAGCUUCAGCGCGAAGAGGCGUUGACGGCCGCGGAACGGUCGGCGUGUGCCGAGUUUAGAUUGACGACCCUUGAAAGGGCACCAGCGCGGGAGGACGGCAACAGCUCUAUCGUCAAGGCGGUGUUCAAGAAGAGGAAGGCACCGAGGCGCUCGCAAUACGUGGACGUUGCCUACGUGCCGCCGACGUCCAACGAAUGCGAGCGCUUUUUUUCGGCGGCGAAGCUGGUGCUCACAGACGUGCGGAAGAGUCUCUCCCCCACCAUGCUCGAGAUGCUGAUGUGUCUGCAGUACAACCGCGACUUGUGGGACGUCAACACGGUGGAGCAGGUUCGUGCACGAAUUGGCAGCAAUUAA